CCCCCUCUUAACGACUUAACGACCCAACGCGCACGAGUCGCAUGUAACACCCUCGGCAAACAUCAGACGGCCUGCCCCUAUCGACUUGCGGAUAGAAUUCUUGAGAAAAGGGGCCUAUAUUAAUUGAUUGCCUGUCCCGUUCUGUCAUUGACACGGAGGAACCGAUCGAAUUCCGCCUGAGGAAAUACCGACCUUGCCAAAUUAUCAACAUGGGAGAAAGCGCACAACGCCCGUCGUCAGGGCCAGGGCCAGUUGGGAAGAACUUUUCAUGGAUUCUGUUAACGGCACAGUAUACUACGUUUGUGCUGUUAUUACACUACUCACGGGUGAUGCCGCCAACUAAUGGCAAGCGAUAUCUCACGUCUACCGCGGUUUUUUUCAACGAGGUUGUGAAACUUGCCAUCUCUCUUACCAUAGCAUUAUACGAAGUUUCCAAAACGGCUCCCCCAUCAGUUCCUGCAACAUCCCUUUUCUUCUCCCUCACGGCUGCUGUUUUCUCUGGUGACAGUUGGAAACUCGCAAUACCCGCAAGCCUCUAUACACUUGCAAAUUCGUUACAAUACGUCGCUCUUUCGAAUUUGCAGGCGGCACCCUUCCAAGUAACAUACCAGUUGAAACUCAUUGCAACCGCCGUUUUUAGCGUGAUUUUACUGAAUAGGAACAUCUCACUGCGCAGGUGGGGGUUGCUAUUGCUCCUCCUGGUGGGCGUUGGGCUUGUGCAGAUACCCAUUAGCAGUUCCGGGGAGGUUUCUCUCCAAGAUGAGGCAGCCGCCCAUCAUGCCUUUCCGCGGUCGCUGGAAGAAUGGAAGGCCGCCAAGCUGGAUCGGCCAAAUCUCCAUAAACGUUCGGCAACGUAUGAGGGCAUUGAGGAGGAUAUGAUGACCGCCUUUCCGCGAAUGAAUGCAGUUGUUGGCCUCUUAGCGACUCUUGGCGCGUGCGUCGCAUCCAGCCUUGCCGGUGUAUAUUUCGAAAAGGUACUGAAGGAUAGUGCAAAGUCAACCUCGCUUUGGGUCCGUAACGUCCAAUUGGCCGUUUACUCUUUAUUUCCCGCACUUUUCAUCGGUGUUGUCUUCUUGGACGGCGAAAAGAUUGCCGCCAACGGCUUCUUCGGAGGGUAUAAUUGGGCCGUCUGGUCUACCGUGGUUGCUCAGGCAAUCGGAGGGAUUGCAACAUCCUUCUGUAUUGGCCAUGCAUACCGAGAUGCGAAGAAUGUUGCUACUGCUACCAGCAUCUUUCUCACUACGUUAGGAAGUACCUGGCUAUUUGAGUUUGAGCUCACUGGUAAUUUUAUUCUCGGAACGUUUGCAGUGCUUGUGGCUACCUAUCUUUGCGAAGACCCGAGUUCGGCUUCCAACACCGGCAAGCGCCAGGGGCCUCGCCCGCCUCCGAUUCGCAUCGACCAGUAUGAGAAAGAAUCCAAAAGCGAUGAAGUUUCGCCCACGUCCCCUCCACCGAACGAAUUUUCGAUCAAACUCCCCGGAACGCCGUUCCUGUCCGAUGCCGGCCUGUCGACCUCUAGGCCUACAUCACCAGGUCAUGUUAGGAUUAAUGCAGCCCGGACCGCCAGCGGUGGUUAUUUUGAUAAGCAGCUACGAGACCAGUGAUUUGACGAUACGGAUACGAACUCAGAUUUGCAUGCAGUGUGUAUAUUACGCUUUGCGUUUUGACCAAGUCCUAUGGGAAGUAAAUAAGCAUGGAUAGAAGCGAAGCGUUUUUUGUUUCAUCUUGGACAUCGACAUAUUUCUC
Aspergillus caelatus is the source of this 1746-nucleotide messenger RNA. Its product is annotated as putative UDP-galactose transporter. Gene Ontology annotation, biological process: pyrimidine nucleotide-sugar transmembrane transport. Gene Ontology annotation, cellular component: Golgi membrane. The record is from RefSeq and is a predicted model, not a curated record. Lineage: Eukaryota; Fungi; Ascomycota; Eurotiomycetes; Eurotiales; Aspergillaceae. The transcript is spliced from 4 exons. Gene Ontology annotation, molecular function: UDP-galactose transmembrane transporter activity. The coding region runs from base 210 to 1604 and encodes 464 amino acids.